Bemisia tabaci is the source of this 1896-nucleotide messenger RNA. NCBI's taxonomy places the organism in Eukaryota, Metazoa, Arthropoda, Insecta, Hemiptera, Aleyrodidae. The record is from RefSeq and is a predicted model, not a curated record.
GGAACUUGGCAUGGAGUGUUGACCGUCAUCAGUGCUGGUAAGGUCUUAGAUGUGGCUAUACUUUCAAAGUACAGCAGGUGUUCCAAGCGUCUUGAGAAGCAACAUCUGCCUAAUUGCUGUGCAAAUUAUCAGGGUACGAGUGGUGGCAUGGAGACUCAUGGUGUAACGCAACUGUGUCAAAGAUCAGAGGAAUUGUAUAAUGUGCGAUACAAAUACUAUCUAGGUGAUGGUGAUUCACCAGCUUUCAGUACAGUCCAAUCUUUGAAACCUUAUGGGGAUGACUGUAUCAUGGAGAAACUAGCAUGUGUUGGUCAUGUCCAAAAAAGAAUGGGAACAAGACAGCGAAAAUUGAAAAGCGAUAUGGGCAAGAGACAACUUAGUGACGGUAAAACAUUAGGUGGUCGAGGACGCCUCACUUUAGAUGCCAUCAAAACUAUACAAACUUAUUAUGGACUGGCUAUAAGGCGAAAUACCUCAAGCCUUGUCAGCAUGAAAAGAGCUGUAUGGGCAGAAUACUUUCAUAUUGCUUCAACUGAUGAAAACCCUAGCCACGGCAUGUGCCCAAAAGCAGAUGACAAAGAUUGUUGGUGCAAGUACCAAAAAGCUGUUGUUAAUAAGGAAGACUACAAGCAUGCUGAUCACCUUCACCUACCACAAGCUGUAAUGGAGGUAAUUAAGCCAACAUUUCGAGAUUUAGCUGAUGAGAACCUUCUCAAGAAAUGCCUUCAUGGCAACACGCAAAAUCCAAACGAAUCGCUAAAUAAUGUAAUCUGGUCUAUAAUUCAAAAGCGUUGUUUUUGUAAUGCUUAACACUCUUGAACUAGGAGUUUAUGAUGCAGUAGCACUCUACAAUGAAGGCAAUAUUUGUGCAAAAUUCUUCAGAAAUUGGGAAUGAAACCUGGUUUCAAUUGUGUCACCAUUAUGAAGAAAAUUGACAAAGCAAGAAUUUUCAAAGCGGAAAAAGCCAUGCAAGAAAUUGCAAAGAAAUGUCGACUGCGGAUCAGUUCAGCAAAAAGAAAACUUGAGGAUGCAUUUGAGGAAGAAGAGGAUCCAGACAAGCCAUCUUAUGGUGCAGGCCUGCAUUGACAUGUGUUUAUAGCAUCAAUUGUGCAAUUAAGUGGCAAUAUUAUUCAUAAAGAUGUCUUACUGAAUCUUUAACCCUUCAUUCCCGAUAAUCACAAUUUUCGACACAUAUUUUUCUUUUUCUCAGGAUCUACUGGGUUUUCUUUUUCACGCUUUUUUUUUGUUUGAUUCCUUGUACUCUUCUGCACACUUUAACACAGGCUUUUCUUGAUAAAUUGAUUUUUCAAAUUUUGAGGACACUUUGAAGUCAAUAUUUUUGAAAAAAAUAUUACCAAAUUGAAAAAAUUCAUAAAAAUACGAAUUUUCAAAAUUUUGGAAAACCCCCGAGUUAAAUUCAUCCUAAAGGUGUCAGGAACCUAACAAAACAAACCGGAUGAAAAAAGACCCAGUAGACUCUGAGAAAAAGAAAGUUGAAGUUGGAUAAAUUAACAUGGGCUAGCAUAGGAAGUCCGACUCCCCUUAAACAGGAAAACAUGACACAUUUUUGACAUUUGUGAACCCUCCCAAUGCACUAAAUGGGCUUUUUCUGCUAUGGAGGCCUCAUUAAUUUUCGAACCAUAACUUUUAAAUUAUUGACUCAAUUAUAUUCUUUUGUCUGUGUUAUUAAGUUAUUUAAGUCUUGUUUGUCCUUUGAGUAAUUAGUUCAUGUACAACUUUCUCACUCGACUUCUUUUUUGCAAGCAUUGUUUUUUAGUUAAGAUAGAAGUGCAGUUCAAUUUAUUCAUUUAUUUUCUGUGAAUGUGAUUUGUUUGUUAAUCCAUUGUGUCAGGCAAUUUAGAGUCUUCACAGAAAUACAAUUUUGUGUUCUUGAAA